Phasianus colchicus (ring-necked pheasant) is the source of this 8070-nucleotide messenger RNA. RefSeq names its product microtubule associated protein 4 (gene MAP4). Gene Ontology annotation, biological process: neuron projection development; microtubule cytoskeleton organization. Gene Ontology annotation, cellular component: neuron projection. The record is from RefSeq and is a predicted model, not a curated record. Gene Ontology annotation, molecular function: microtubule binding. Lineage: Eukaryota; Metazoa; Chordata; Aves; Galliformes; Phasianidae.
GGCGCGCUCGGCCCGAGGCCAACGGCGGCUGUGCGGCCUCCCCCGCCUCCUCCCCCCGCCGGGCCCGCAGGGGACAGCGACACUGAGCGGGCGGCUCCGUCCCGGCGCGCUCCGCCUGCGAUAGGCAUUUUCUGAAGAUUGAAGGACCUGCUGAAGGGAUCACCUGCUUUUAAGGUUGCGAAGGUGCUAAACCAUGGCUGACUUGGAUCACAGCCUCAGCCUUGCGGAUGCUCUGACAGAGCCACCUCCUGAGAUUGAGGAGGAGGUGAAACGGGACUUCAUUGCCACGCUGGAAGCAGAGAAAUUUGACGACGUGGUUGGAGAGACGGUGGAUAAAACAGACUAUGUGCCUCUGCUGGACGAUGACGAUGCUGGGAGCCAGGAACCAAAAAGCAAAGCCCAUGCUGACAGCAUUCAGGUGGAACAUCCUUCAGCCACUGGGCCAACUGUAAUAGAAAAUGGUGACCAUGGGAUGGAAGACCACCGCCCAGUGUUCCCGGGAGAAAUCAUGGAUGAAAAGCUGUCCUAUAAGGAAUUCCUCGACCGCAACGACACGUGGGCCAUGGAUGACAGAGAGCUGUGCUUUGAGCCACAGCCUGUGUUCAAACCCAUGGAGAUGGCAGACCCCUUUGGCAUGCACCGAGGGGAGAACCUGCCAGGCCUGUCCUUUCCUCCUGACAUGAAGAAUGUGCAGCUCUUCACAGACCACGCUGACACUUCCAGAGACAUCCAUGUGCCACAUGGGUCUGUGAUGGUACCCGAGCAACCUUUCCUGGGGUCCCCCUAUUGCCCUGCAGAGGUCUUGGACCCGUCAGCCUUCAUGGGCCUCGAUUCAGCUGCAGAAUUUCUGCAAGACAAAGCAGUGCCUGAAGAUCAUUGGAUGGGAGCUCAGCAUUACGCAAAGGGACCGGAUGCCUCUUUCUUUGCUGAGCCACCAGUGUCCCCCGCAGUCCCCGGAGCAGAAGUGCUGACUGUACCGGAGUGCCCUGCAGCAGCAGCUCCUUACUUUGUUCCUACGGCGUUAGCAGCAUCCCCAGCAGAGGCCAAAGCUGCUGAGGCACCAGAAGCAGAUGCUGAGAGCGUUGUUGCCUCGGAUGCAGAGCAAGCUGGGCCCGUCCUGGUAGGGGACACGAAGCCUCCUCAUGCUGUGGAUACUGGAUCUGCUCCUCCAGCAGAAGCUGAGCCCCCCCAGGGCACGGAUGUGGGCUUUGCCCCUGCAGCAGAGUCCAAACCUCCCAGUGCUGCUGCUGCAUCCCCCCCAGUGCUGGAUGCUGCCUGGAGCCCAGCAGCAGACACUCAGCCCCGCUGCGCCGUGGAUUUGGAGUUCUCCCCAGCAGCAGAUGCAGAUCCUCACCGUGCUGUGGAUCUGACAUUUGCCCCCGCAGCUGAUGCUGAGUCUCAUCGUGCUGCAGAUUCGGAGUUUACCUUUCCAGCAGAAGUGGACCAUCUUCAUGCUAUGGAUUCCAGCACUGCUCCAGCAGUGGAUGCCAAACCUUCUCCUGUAGAUUCAAGUUUUGUCUCUGCACCAGAAGCAAAGUCUGUCUGUGCAGCUGACACUGAAAUCACUGCACUGAAAGAGCUGGUGACAUCCAAGCCCUCUGCUGAGCAUGACAAGUCCCCCUCCCACGAAGCUCCUGCAGAAACAACUGCAAGCAUGGAACAAGAACCAAAAGCCCCCGAAGGUUAUGUUGAUGUUUCAUUAGAGAAAGCGAAGGACAGCUCACCGUCUGCCAGCCACCAUGCUGAGCACCUUCCAGCACCAACCAACCAUCUCCCAGAACCCACAGUUCCAGUAGAAACAAAAGAAGACACAGCACUAGAAAACAAAGAGCUCCCUUCAGAGCAGUGCGUUACUGCUGUGGAUGUCCCUGCAAUGGAGCAGCAGAAGGAGGAGACUGAGCAGAACCACAUCCAGCACACGGAGCCCCCGCAAGAAGCAGCCCUGCAAGAGCCUGCAGGUCCGCCUCCUGCACAAACGAGGCAAGCUAACAAACCGAGCGGCCGCGGGGUUGGCCGAGCACAGCCUGCCCUGCUGCCCACUGCAGAUGGAGCAGAGGAGCGUCCCGUAGGUCCCCCUCCGCAGAAGAGCUCUGAGCCUGGAGCAGAGCAGUGCUGUGCUGCAGAGCUGCCGCGCGCUGCCGGAGCUGCCCUGCACAGCACAUCUGCACCCAGGAGGGCAGCAGAGCCUCUCCCAGAGCUCACGCAGAGCUGCAGAGAUGCGCCGCGGGAGAGCUGGGAUAUGGAAGGUGCUCUGGCUAUGGGCAAGAAAAAGAAAAAGAAACCGAAACAAAGGAGAAACCAGCUGCCGAGAGCCGUGGAGUUCUGGGAUGAGAACACGGCAGUCUGCAGAGCUCCUAAGAGUUCUCCGUUGGCUGUUGAGUUGCAAAAAGCAGCUGUUGGGCCCAGCGUGCAUGCAGAGCUGUUGGUUGCCUCAGGAAACAGAGCUUCAGACGUGCCAAAGGAUGCUGCAGUAAUAACUGGGAGUCACAUCGCGGAUGAUCCAAGCGGCCGUGUAAUGCCAGCGCUGGGCACCAGGAGCAGCGCGCCGUUCAAAUCGGAGAAAAAUAGAGACAUCAUGAGAGCAGAGGAAAUGGGAGGUGACAGCUCGAUGGUGCAAUGCGAAGGGAAAGGAAAGGUGCCCUCAGAGCAGAGAGGAGUGGCUGAGGUGGGGGAGCCCAUAGCAGCAGAGGUGCCAGCCAUGUCUGUGGGAAGGUUUCCUGAUAGAAAUGGGAAGAGGGAGGGCAGGGAGCCAGCGUGGGCUGACCUGAAGGCAUCUCCUUCUGCAGCCAUCGAUAUAAGCAAGGUAGAAACUCCUGCAGAGAUGAAACCUUCCCAGAUUCUCCCUUCUGAUAAAGGUAAGGAUGCUAAGGGUGUACCUCCCAAGCACAAAGCACCCGGUGACAGCAGCUGCGAGCUUCAGGCUCCCAGUGGGUCACUGGGAGAAGCAGCACUGGAGAGUGGUGAGCUAAACAAAGAGCUGAGCAAUGGAUCCUUCCGAGCACCUCCUCCAGCCCCAUCCAGCCUGCUUCCCGACAAGCCAAGGGCAGCAGAUGGAGCUAAGCUGGCAUCCCCCAGUGAGCACGGGGCCGUUGGCUUAAGUGCUUCUGAGGGAGUAUUGAAGACCCCAGAUACCACCCAAGUGUCUGUUAUGCCAUUAAUGGCUCAGAACCCUGAGGAAGGCAUCGCUCUGCAGAACAGGAAGGCUGAUGGUUCUGCUGAGCUGCCAGCUCAAAUGGAAGGCAGAGCUGCUCCUGCUGAGGCAGCACGCAGAGGUACAGCAGUGUAUUCCCCUGACAGAAACAAAGGGAAUGGGUUUAUUGCAGGGGAGCAGCAGACUGGAAGAGACCUCGGUGUUGCACACGGGAUGGACAGACCUAAAAAAAAGCGCAGUGAAGGGAAAGGCAGAAAAGUGAGAGGAUUCUCUGAGCUGGGUCUGGAGGAUGCGGGCGCUGAUGGAGUGAGGAUGGGGGAGGUGAUGAGGGAAAGGCCUUUCCCUGAUAGAGGCAGGGAGGGAGGUUAUUCUGCCAGGGAACACUCAUCAGCAGACAAGCCCAAAAAGAGGGGUAGUGAUGGGAGGAGUAAAAAAGGAGAAAAAAGCUUUUUCCAGGAGCCUUUUGUGGAGGGUAAGAUGGGCAUUAAUAGCUCUCCUGACAGAGCUGGUACAGCUCAGGAGGUCAGCAGUGAGAGGGGCUGUGUCACUGCUGUGUGCUUCCAGGAGAACACAUUGGAUGUAACUGCAGCACAAAGACCCAUUGAGAGAGUAACAGAGGAGCCCAGAGAAAAUGCUGGGAAAUGGGAGAUGGCUGAGCUGGGGGCUUUGGGCCAACAGUUCCUUCCAGCGGGUAGGAGAGAUGAUACAAAGCAUCUCGCCGUGGCUGACACCAUCAGCACAACAAAGGAGGUCAAUGUUGUGGGUGAGGGCAGAGAGGCUGGAGAUGCUUCUCCAGGUGGAUUGGUUGGGAUGGGUUCUGAUGCAGACAAACGUAGGAAAAGGAGUAGUGAUGGGAAAAGGAAAAGGAGUGAGAAAGGUCCUUCUGGGCUGACAGCUGUCCUGGACACCGGGGUGGGAGCUCUUCCAAGCAAAGAGAAGAGCAAUGGAGAAAUGAAGGAAAUGGCCUCUGGGAAGGAGAAGGUGCCUGGUUCUGAAAGAGGAAUUUUGCUGGAGAACGUGACAGCUGUAACAAAGGAGGUGUUGGAAAAGCCUAAAGGAGAGGGUAGAAGUUCCUCUCAUCAGCCAGCUCUUUCAGGCCAUAAAACAGAGCCAGAAAUAGGCAGUGCUAAUGAAACAUGGCCCAGUGCUAAGUGUAAGGAGACAGAUGUUCAUACAGCAGAGCACAGGGCAGACACGGGGAUGGCAGGUGGUCCCACCACGGAGAUGGAGGCAGACAGACAUGAGGAAAAAGGCAGAGGGGUGAAAGGCAGAGAGGCUGAGGGUGGCCGUGGGCAGUCUGUAGCACCAGGUCUGGGUAUAAUCCCUGCUGUGGGUGGAGAGGUGGGAAAUGCUCAACAAAUUCAGUCUAAAGAGAACAAUUUCAGUGCUUCAGUAAGUCUGCUAGGUGACACAAGUGAUGCUACUAAAGCACAAGCUGCUGCUGUACCUCUGGAGCCAGAGAAGCUGAGCACAAGGGAUAAAGAGAGAUGCCAAGGGGCAGCAGUUGGCCCAGAGCUCCUCCUGGAGCCCAGCACAGGAGCAGAGUCGUGUCCUCCUCCUGGCAGCAGAGCAGUCAGCCUUCCUGGUGCAGAGCAUCCUGCAGAGGUGGGUCACAGCUCAGCCACUGAGAGAUCUAAAAAGAGAGGUAGCGAGGGAGGAGGUAAAAAGCCCAAAGCUGGCCCUGAGCAGCCACCCAUGGGGCCUGAGAUGGAGCUUGGGAUGGAAGAAAUGGGCUUUGUGGAUGAGAACAGAAAUAUCAGUUUCCCCAUCGGCUCUCAAAUGCUUUGGGAUAAUCAGGGAAACCACAUGGAGCCCUUGGCCUGGGGGGCACAUGGGGGGCUGCCUUCAGCUGGAGUGGCAGUGGAGGGGAGCAGCAAGGAGCCUGGAUCCAGCAAUGGGAAGGAGGUGUGCAGCCAAACGCUGCCUGUGCAUCCCACGGCUGUGGGGCACGAAGAGCCUGGGAAAGAGGGGCCAAAGAAAGGGGAGGAUGGAGCCAAAGAAACCACUGCCCAGGGCGGGUUGGAGGCGGAUGGACCGCUUUCUUCUGGUCGUUCAGCACAGCAAGGCGUUCAGUCAAGAAAGGAUGAAGUUCUGCUUUCUCCUGCGGUGAAGGUGGAUGAUAGAGGGACUGAUAAAAAGCAAAGCAGUGCCAGCACUGCCUCUGCCCUUCCCCAGGAGGAGGUGGGCGCACAGCACCGCCCCACACCCGGCAGUGCCCGAGGGGUGGGGGGAGAAGGAGGGGUCCCCUCUGGGGAGAAAGGUGCUGUGGCAGUUGGGAGCGGAGCAUUGCAGGCUGCAGUGGAAGGGCUGAUGGGGAAGGACAGCGAGGGGAGCGGCGCGGGUGCAGCCAUGGAGGGCGCCCAGCACCCGUGUGGGUCGGGAGGUGAAGCGGAGGCGGCCGGUGUGGGUCUGACUGCUGCCCCAACAUCCCACACCCACCCCGAGGACGGCAGCGAUGUGCGGCGCCGAACCGCAGAAGGCGAUGCUGGAGGAGCCCACCCUGCUCAGGAAAAGGAGGGAGCUGACCCAAGGGCGGCCCCGGAGGCAAAGAAGGAGCGAGCGAAAGGCGCGGAGCAGCUGAAGGGCUACAUGAGACCCACCAAGGCCAGAGGGCUGCCCGCGCUGCCGGCCCGGCCCGCUGCUCCGGAGGGGGAGAAGCAGAGGCAGCUGAGAGGCAGCGCUGUGAGCCGGCCCAGGCAAGGCAAAGCAAAACCAGAGGAGCCCAAAGCAGCCGACGCCGUGACAGGGAACGACAUCACAGCACCCCCCAACAAGGAGCUGCCCCCCAGCCCCGAGAAGAAGACAAAGCCUGCAGCAUCCACACCAGCAGCAAAGCCCACGGCAACGAAAGCCAGGCCCGCGGCCGCCACCAGCCCCAAACGGCCGGCCUCUGCCACUCCCGGCCCCCACAAAAAGCCCACCAGCCCCACGGCGGGCCCUCCUGCCACCACCACUCCCAAGCGCCCGGCCAGCAGCGCCACGCGGCCCUCCACCCUCACUCCAAAAGAGAUUAAGCCAAAGGUCACAGAUGCAAAGAGCCCGGAUAAGAGGACCUCGCUCUCAAAGCCUCCAUCAUCUGCUGCUCCUCGUGCUGCUGCCAGGAGCACCGCCGCCACUCCUCGGACAACGGCCACCUCCCCUGUGACUGCAGCUGCUGGGGCAAAGAGCACCACUGCCUCCCCACCCAAGAGGCCAACAUCCAUCAAGACGGAUGCAAAGCCUGUGGAUGCCAAGAAGAGCACUGCGAAGUCCCCGUCAGCAGACCUGGCCCGCCCUAAGAGCGCUGCUGGAAGCGCUGUGAAGAGCAGCUCCACCACCCCCACCACCACCAGCACCGCCGGCACCACCAGCACCGCAGCCGUGCCCGGCGCAGCCGCCAGCCGCCCCAAACCCAAACCUGCAGCAGCCAAACCCACCACCACCGCCAGCGCCGCUGCGGAUGCAAAGAAACCACCUGCAAAGGCUGCGAGCAAACCCAGCGCUGCCCCCAAAGCGCUGCGCCCGACCGGCAGCGCUGCUGCUCCAGACCUGAAAAACGUGCGUUCCAAAAUCGGCUCGACGGAUAACAUCAAGCAUCAGCCUGGUGGAGGAAAGGGGAAGGUAGAGAAAAAGCCAGAAUCAACCGCUGCUGCCCGAAAGUCUGAGCCCAAUGCGGUCCCUAAAAUGGCUCCAACUAAAACAGCCGUAACAAAAGAGGGUGUCCCAAAACAGCCCAAUGGGAAAGUCCAGAUAGUCUCCAAAAAAGCGAACUACAGCCAUGUUCAGUCCAAGUGUGGUUCCAAGGACAAUAUUAAGCAUGUCCCUGGAGGUGGGAAUGUGCAGAUCCAGAACAAGAAAGUGGACCUCUCCAAAGUGUCCUCCAAGUGCGGCUCGAAAGCAAAUAUUAAGCACAAGCCAGGGGGAGGAGAUGUCAAAAUCGAGAAUCAGAAGCUGAACUUCAAGGAGAAGGCCCAAGCCAAAGUGGGUUCUCUGGACAACGUGGGACACUUGCCAGCAGGAGGAACAGUGAAGAUUGAAUCCCACAAGCUGACGUUCCGUGAGAAGGCGAAGGCGCGCACCGACCACGGAGCGGACAUCGUCGUCGCCUCCAAACCCCCCACCCUCCCCAGCAGCACCUCUGCCAGCGACAGCCCGGCCUCCCCGGCACCGCCGCAGCCGCCGGCUCUCCCCGCAGCGCUCCCGCAGCAAGGCUUGUGACCCCCCGUCCCCGCGCCCCGUAACGCAGCUUGGCUCUCUUCACGCGGCCUCCGGCUUCACGCGGGACGGGGAUGCACCUGGCCCCAUCCUUUGGCUUCUGUGGGUUUGGGGUCAGUGCUGUGCUGUCCCGGGGGGAGCGCGGCGGCGGCGGCCGAAGCCGGGCCGAGUUAAUAGGGAUAAGCUGUGAUUUCUUUCUUUUUAAGAGAACCCCCUUUUCCUCCUCGCUGCUUCAUUCCCUGACCCCAUUGACGCCGUUACCACACACAUUAGGGCUGUUUUAACUGUUGACUUUUACCUUUUAUUCUUUGUGACGACGUGUUGAUGAUUUAUCGUGCUACAAACCCACACUGAGGUUCCUUUCCUCUUUCCUUAACCAUAGCAGAGUAGGGACAUUAACCGCUGCUGCAGUGCUGCUUCUUACUGACAUAUCCAGCAGUCGUAACUUUUGUUGUUGGUUGUUUUGUUUUCUUUUUUUUUUUUAAAUAUUUUAAAAACGAUGGAGCAAAUUCAUGGGAUUAAGCCAUGUCUGAAAGCAAAAGGCGUAGGGAUGUGUUGAAGGAAAGCUUCUUGCUGAGCAGCUCAGGCAGAGCUGUGUUGGCUGCAGCUGGGCACGUUGUGUUGGUGCCAGCCCCGGUGUGCGGCGAGGUUGGGUUGGCUGUUGGUUGGAUUUUGGCUGGCUGUUGAUUGAUGGUGGUUGGCUGUUGGUUGGUUGUUGGUUGGCU